Molecule: messenger RNA, 1698 nt
Organism: Talaromyces amestolkiae
Lineage: Eukaryota; Fungi; Ascomycota; Eurotiomycetes; Eurotiales; Trichocomaceae
Exons: 3
Coding region: 1-1698 (565 amino acids)
Biological process (GO): proteolysis
Cellular component (GO): fungal-type vacuole
Molecular function (GO): serine-type carboxypeptidase activity
Source: RefSeq, a predicted model, not a curated record
AUGCGGUCAAUCUCGUGGAUCACCCUCCUGGGUGCUAUGCCUACUAUCAAGGCUCAAUUUGUCACAGCUCCCACAGAUCUGAUUGAAAAGAAGGGCUAUUUGGACAUUCCGGUACGAUACAAGGAAGUACCGACAGGGAUCUGCGAGACGGACCCGAAUACAAAGAGCUUCUCUGGUUAUGUCGACGUUGCAGAGGACCAGCACCUCUUUUUCUGGUUCUUUGAAGCACGCAAUCAGAACCCUGAGACUGCACCAUUGACUGUGUGGAUCAAUGGAGGCCCCGGUUCAUCUUCAAUGAUCGGUCUCUUCCAGGAGAACGGACCUUGCGGCGUCGACUCUGAUGGAAACGUGUACAACAAUCCAUACUCAUGGAACAACGCGAGCAACAUGAUCUACAUUGACCAGCCGACUCAAGUGGGCUUGUCAUAUAGCAUUCCAGUUCCAGGAUAUCUUGACCCGACCACUGACGAUGUGAUCGUAUUACCUUCUGAAUCCUGCCCUGACUACGCAGCUGAUUGGUCAUGCGGCACGUAUCCUUAUGGCAAUGCAAGUCUUACGGCAAACAGCACUGCUAAUGCGGCGCCGUUCUUCUACCGUGCAUUGCAAGGAUUCAUGGGGGCCUUCCCACAAUACUCUCGAGAGUCAUUUCACUUCACUACAGAGAGCUACGGCGGUCACUACGGACCUGUCUUUAAUGAGUAUAUUGAGAAACAGAACAAGAACUUGCAGCAGGGAGCUAAGAAGAUUUCUUUGGAGUCAGUCUUGAUUGGAAAUGGCUGGUACGACCCGAUUGUUCAAUAUGCAGCGUACUACAAUUUCACCGUCUCUCCUGGAAACACGUACGACUACCUCCCUUACAACGACUCGAUUGCUUCGUUGUUGUACAACAACCUCUGGGGUCCAGGAAACUGUAUCGACCAGCUUAAUGACUGCGCAGCACGUGGCAUCAAUGAGAUUUGCAGCAUCGCUGAUAACUUCUGCGCCAAUCACGUCGAAAAUAUUUACGAUGUUUAUCUUGGUCGAGACGAGUACGAUUUCCGUGAAUUGACGCCUGAUCCAUUCCCGUAUGAGUUCUACGUCGACUACCUCAAUACCCCAGAAGUACAGGCUGCUAUUGGCGCGUACGUCAACUUCACCGAGAGCAGUGAGUCAGUCUAUAGCGCGUUUGAAACCACUGGCGACGAUGGACGUAUUGCCAACACGGUCGAGGAUCUCGGGAAAUUGCUUGCUCAGGGUGUUAGUGUAGUGAUGUAUACCGGCGACGCUGAUUACAAUUGCAACUGGCUCGGCGGCCAGAAAGUGGCUUCAAUGGUGGACGCUCCCGGCUACAGCAAAGCAGGAUUCGUUAACAUUACUACUGAUGACGAUGUUGUCCACGGUCAGGUACGACAAGCUGGCAAGUUUUCAUUCGUACGAAUCUACGAAAGUGGUCAUGAGGUGCCAUUCUACCAGCCAGUCGUUGCCUUGAGCAUGUUUGAGCGUGUCAUCAAUGGAUAUGAUGUUGCAACUGGCAAGGUCAAAGCGGACUCAAAAUACAAGACCGUUGGACCUGCUGAGAGUACUUACAGAGAGGGUAACUCCACUAUUCAGUGGGAAGUGGUUGACACUGAUGCGACGUACAACACCACGACCAACGAGCCGAAUCCUGUGGCUCGGUCGAUGAGAAGGGCACAGCACGCUCGACGAUUUAAGCCAUGA